UAUGCUCGUUAGUCAUAUCAUUAUACUCUUUUGAUAUUGAAUUUUUUCUCUUGAGCUUAUUUAAAAUGUCAAAUCACGCCUAAGGGAAUACAUUUUUCUUGACCAUCAAUUGAAAUCCUGUAUCUUGUGUAAAAAAUGAUGAUAUAAUUGGAAAUUUCUCCCCAAGAGGUUUUACGUUUGUGGUUUCUAUAUGUUUAGUAAAGUCAGCUGACUUGAUCCUGUUUCAUUUUUGGUUUAUUUUUUUGAAAAUUAGUCGACGAUAUAUUUAUAUAUAUAUUUUAUAUAAAUUAAAGUCAAGUCAAAUGAAUAAUCUUCUUGUCUUGAACUGCUGGGAUUCCAAUCCCGGUAGCGGUAAGGAAGUCUGCAAAAAAAAAAGAAAAAAAAAGUAUUGAUUUGCUUUCAAAGCCAUUUCCACACAAGCCUUAUAUCACCAGGGCAGUAGUAACAAAAUUACAGUCCUUUUUUUGAAAUAGGAACUCUAUCCCUUUACAUUUCAAAACAGUGUAACUGCAACGACCCAACAAAAAAUUGAAAUGCUCUGGAACCCUUCUUUUAUAACUACUGACUUCAUAGUAACAUCUUGGCGUCUACUAGUUCUAAAACCAAGGCCAUUCACCACUCGGGAGGAAUCCAUUUCAGUCUGAAAAUGGCAUUGAAAAAGUCUGUUAAUUUGAGUGAAGCCUCGGUCAGCUGGCUGUCGUUGUCUUCUAAUCUUGUUGUCUCUGUCUACUCUUUCAGGUUGAUGUGAGAUAAUUUCCGCGUUCGUUUGAUCUCGUUUCGGGAGCAUCAUCGGCCACUCCGAAGCGAUCCGAGAUUGACGUAACAAUGGCCGGAUAGCGAUUCUGAGAGUAUGACGGAGACUUUUGAGAGUGAACCAGACCAUGUGCUGGAUCCACUCUCUUUCCAGUCUCAAGACAGCACUAGUUCCAACUUCAUCACCAAGAUGAAUACCGAGUUCUUUGCCUUGCCUGGGCUUCCGCCUUUGGAUCACAAGAUUCAAGAUAGUGGAGGUUCCGUGACCGUGAACGAAAACACCCGAGGUCCUCGACAGAUGUGUCCGGAUUGGGGCUCCACCAAAUGCUUUGAAGAUCUGGUCACCAAUCGUACUUUGAAUGAAGGCGGCGAAUCCUGGGGUAGUUAUGGCGGGAUUUUGUUCCGCGAUUCCUGGAUGAUCCCGAUGCUCACGUUCUCAGCCAUAAAUGUGAUAGUGAUAUUGACUUUUGAAGUGUAUGUUUUGUGCAAAGCAUCUCGAAACACGCCCAGUCGAAGACAUUUAUUCCUAGGCCAAAUGCUACUCCUUGGACUUUUGAUCGGGUCUUUGGUGGGCUUUGCGUACGCUGUGGAACCCACGGACCUCACUUGUGCUGCCAUUCGAUUGGGCACGGGGUUCUCCUACACGCUAAUCUAUUCCUCACUCUUGGUGAAGUUGGUAUUUCUGAUAUCCUUGAACACUGGCGUAUAUCUGCCGGCCACAUAUCAAGCCUUGUUGUUCCUAUUCUGCAUCCUGGUUCAAGUGGUCAUCGGACUGCAAUGGAUUUCCAGCUCGGGUCCCUUGUGCAGUUUCACAACUCAGGAUCAUUUGUUGUCAUUGCUCUACGUGGUUUUCCUGAUUAUUUUCUCAUCCACUCUGGCCGUCAAGUCCCGGACCUUUCGAGACAACUACCGAGAGGCCAAAUAUAUCGGGGGCCUUAUGGUGGUCACGGUCCCCAUUUGGCUGGCUUGGGUGAUAUCAGCCGUCGUUUUACACGAGUCAUACCAUCCUGCCAUUGUUGGUUUUGGUAUCUUGGCGGUGUGUGCCAUUACGUUCGUGAUCAUGUUUUUGCCUAAGAGUCGUCAGUUAAGCGCUAUUGGCAAAGAGGGCAUCUAUAUUGAGGAUCAAGAGGAUCGGUUCUCAAUCCAUAGUGAUCGGUAUUCGCCUUCAUUUUAUCACUUCAAACCUCAUAAGACAAUCUUGUCGCCGAGUUCCUUGUUCAAGGAGCCUCGGGCGGAAAGUCCCUAUUUCAGAGCGGGCAACUCCUACACGGGUUUUCACCGUCCCCUGAGGGUUGUUCCACCUUCGGCUUCACCCUCGCAGCAAGCCCAGAUCACGCCUCCCUCUUCAUCACACGUGGGUAACACCCACCAACCAGCACUGCCCCCGCCCCCUUACACCACUCGCACUUCCUACUUCCCCUCUCAUUUCUUCCCCGAGAAAAUGAAUCAUUACUGGCAAUACUACUAUCCCAGAGCACCAGGAGUUUAUGCUCGCAACGACGUGGAGAGUAUGAACAUUUAUACGUCUUUGCACGAUCACGAUCGAACAAAGUCCAUGAAUCCCAAUGUUUAUUUUUACAAAUCAAACAACUACCAGCACCCUGGAUUUAUCUACUGAAGUCAGGACCGUGUUUUAUUCAACUGAAAACGUUAUUCGCUUAGUUAUUUGUUUAUUAAUGAUAUGUUUGAAAGAAUUAAACCAUACGUGGAUCAGACUACAAAAUUAGAAGUUUCUGAUUGAAG
Messenger RNA from Tigriopus californicus, 2496 nucleotides. Its product is annotated as extracellular calcium-sensing receptor-like. NCBI's taxonomy places the organism in Eukaryota, Metazoa, Arthropoda, Copepoda, Harpacticoida, Harpacticidae. Gene Ontology annotation, cellular component: membrane. Gene Ontology annotation, molecular function: group II metabotropic glutamate receptor activity. Gene Ontology annotation, biological process: G protein-coupled glutamate receptor signaling pathway; regulation of synaptic transmission, glutamatergic. Bases 851 to 2371 code for a protein of 506 amino acids. The record is from RefSeq and is a predicted model, not a curated record. The transcript is spliced from 5 exons.